This is a messenger RNA of Patella vulgata (common limpet), 2127 nucleotides long. RefSeq names its product N6-adenosine-methyltransferase non-catalytic subunit. The coding region runs from base 127 to 1503 and encodes 458 amino acids. Gene Ontology annotation, molecular function: mRNA binding. The transcript has 10 exons. NCBI's taxonomy places the organism in Eukaryota, Metazoa, Mollusca, Gastropoda, Patellidae. The record is from RefSeq and is a predicted model, not a curated record. Gene Ontology annotation, cellular component: nucleus; RNA N6-methyladenosine methyltransferase complex.
UUCUUGAAGACAAGCAUGAUCGAAAAACGAGCUUGAUAGAUUAACGAUUAUUAUUAGAUAAUUAGAAUAUUCUGUAUACAACAACAUCACAUUGCCGGUGUUUUAUACAUCUGGGUGUUGACUGACAUGUCGGACCGACUGAAAGAAUACAAAGAACGGUCACAACAAAGAAAGAAACUUCUGGCUCAAGCUCUUGGAGUAGAUUCACCAGAUGGGCUGAAAUCAGUGUUGAAGACAGGUGAAGGGAAAACAGAGUCAUCAAAAGAAAAAGAUAAAAUCUUAAGUGAAAGUGAAGAACCUGUAAGUAAAAAGAUUGCAUUAAUUAAUGAAACAGAAGAAGAUAAUAAACCAUCUGAAUCAGAUGGUGAAAAAGUAAAGAAAGAUGAUUUUGAAAAAGAUGAAUUUGAAGAUGAAAUUUACACAGAUUCUAGUACGUUUUUAAAGGGAACACAAAGUGCUAACCCACACAAUGAUUAUUGCCAACAUUUUGUUGAUACGGGUGAAAGACCACAAAACUUUAUUCGUGAUGUUGGACUUGCUAAUAGAUUUGAAGAAUAUCCCAAAUUACGAGAGUUGAUUCGAUUGAAAGAUGAAUUAAUUGAAAAAACCAACACUCCUCCAAUGUAUUUAAAAUGUGAUCUAGAAGAAUAUGACUUGAGGAACUUGAAGUGUAAAUUUGAUGUUAUACUAAUUGAACCACCUUUAGAAGAAUAUCAAAGAACACAAGGUGCUGUUUUUGACAGAUUUUGGAGCUGGGAUGAGAUUGAAAGAUUAGAUAUAGCAGCUGUAGCAGCUCAAAGAUCAUUUCUAUGGAUUUGGUGUGGAAAUGCUGAAGGCUUGGAUCGAGGAAGACAGUGUCUUAAACGUUGGGGAUUUAGAAGAUGUGAGGACAUUUGCUGGAUCAAGACAAACAUCAAAAAUCCUACACACAAGAAAAAUCUUGAACCAAAUGCUGUAUUUCAAAGAACAAAGGAACAUUGUUUAAUGGGUAUAAAAGGAACUGUUAAAAGGAGUACUGAUGGUGAUUUUAUACACGCUAACGUGGACAUAGAUCUCAUCAUUGAAGAAGAACCAGAAUAUGGGACCAAGGACAAACCUGUUGAAAUAUUUCACAUGAUUGAACAUUUUUGUCUGGGUAAACGGCGGUUACAUCUGUUUGGACGUGACAGUACCACCAGACCAGGGUGGUUAACACUAGGCUCAGAACUGGCUAGUAGUAAUUUUGAACCCGACCUCUAUUUGAGUAUGUUUGAAAAUGAACUUUCAGCUGUCACAGGCUGCACAGAAGAGAUAGAAAGAUUAAGACCAAAAUCACCUCCGCAUACCAACAAGGGUGAGAGGGGUCGUGGAGCAAGAGGGGGUUUUAGAGGUAGAGGUGAUUCUAGGGGUAGGGGGGAUUCCAGGGGAGGAAUUAGGGGUGGACGUGGCCGAGGAAGAGGUUCAACUAGGGGACGUGGUUUUACACCCAUACAUCGAGGUGUGUCAAAUUAUGAACCAAGAUAACAUUGAAAUCAAACUAAUACAAUUUUAUAUCAACAUUACAUUGUACAUAUUCUCACCUUAAUUCAGAUCAUUAAAUAAAUUUUUUAUAUACCAGCAUUUAAUAUUUGUUUAUUGUGACGACUCAUGUACAGCUCAGAUUAUGUUUUGAAAGAAGGGAUAUUAUAAAUAGACUCCAUCUGUCCUGCUUUUGUUUCCUGAGCAUCUGCAUUUUGUCAAAGUCAUUGAAACAAAUUUGACUUAGAUUUGGAAUACAAGGACAAUGGAUGAUGAUGACAGUCUUGUUGAAAUUAUUAAAGCCUAAGAUCCUUGUAUGAAUAAAAACAUAAACCAGAUGUAUCUAUUAUGGAAGAAGUGAACUGUAUGUAUGGAAUUUAGGUGGAAUGAACCAGGUAUGGUUGCGUUGACAAGACAUUUUUAAAACUCUUAUUUCACUCCUAAAUGUUUCAAAUCAAAAAUAAUCCUAUAUAUAAAUUGGCCUUUUAAAUGUGGCAAUGUUGAGCUCCGUUUCUAGGACAUUUAGGACUAACAUUGGUAAAUUUUAUUUUAAUAAUUAGCUAGUGCAUGUGGGCCUUUAGCAGUGGGAGGUCUCACAGAAAACUCACGAUGUUGAACAGGCAACCAUAA